CAGCUGACCAUGAAAAAGUUUAUUUACUUCCGGUGUUUCGUUGCCAUUUGACGUUAAAGUACCGAAGUUAGAGACAGGCAUCAAAAAUGGAUUCCAGUGAGGAGGGGGGCCUCGGUGUUGGGGGAGAGGAGAACUAUUUCCAAGGCUACACCUUCACUGACCGCUCCCACUCCAGCCGUGUGGUGAAGAGCAUCAUGGACUUGUGUUUGGAAGACGGCCUGUUCGCUGACGUCACGAUCACAGUGGACAGCAAAGAGUUCCACUUGCAUCGACUUGUGCUGUCGGCGCAGAGCAGUUUCUUCCGCUCCAUGUUCACCUCCAACCUCAAAGAGUCGCGCAACCGCGCUAUUGAACUGAAGGAUGUAAGCGCCGCUGUCUUCCAGCUGCUGAUUGACUACAUCUACCAUGGCACCAUUAAACUGAGGGUGGAGGAGCUGCAGGACACCUAUGAGAUGGCGGACAUGUACCAGUUAACUGCUCUCUUUGAGGAAUGUUCUCGCUUUCUUUCACGGACAGUGGAGGUCAAGAAUUGUCUACAGGUGAUGUGGCUUGCAGACAGGCACAGUGACCAGGAGUUGUACACCUCGGCCAAACACUGCGCUAAAAUCCACUUGUCCCAACUUCAUCUAACAGAAGAAUUCCUCAAUUUGCCUCUCUGUUUGCUCUUGGACAUCAUUAAAGAUGGCGUUCCAAGCUCCCAGAAUCCGACAGUGGCCAUUGAGUCAUGGAUAAAUCACAACAAGGUGGAAAGAGAAGAGUUUGCAUGUAUUCUUCAAGAAAAUCUCAAGGAAAUUGGUGAGAAUGUUCACAUUUACCUGAUCGGUAAAGAAGACACGAGGACUCACUCCCUAGCUGUGUCACUUCACUGCGAUGAGGACGACGCCAUCAGCGUUAGCGGUCAGAACAGUCUAUGCCACCAGAUCACUGCCGCUUGCAAGCACGGAGGCGACCUCUACGUGGUGGGUGGUUCCAUUCCCCGACGCAUGUGGAAGUGCAACAUGCACACCAUGGACUGGGAGCGUUGUGCGCCCCUUCCCAGAGACCGGCUCCACCACACUAUGGUGUCGGUGUCGAGUGAGGACGCCAUCUACUCGCUAGGUGGUAAGACGCUACAAGACACGCUCUCUAACGCCAUCAUCUACUACACGGUGAAGGACAACAUGUGGACAGAGACCAGCCAGCUGGACACGGCGGUGUCAGGAGCUGCCGGUGUCAACUUGGGAGGUACUAUUUACCUGCUUGGAGGGGAGGAGAACGACAUGGACUUCUUCACCAAGCCGUCACGCCUCAUUCAGUGUUUUGACACAGCGUCACAAAAGUGUCAGAUAAAACCUUACAUGCUGCCAUUUGCCGGGUGCAUGCACGCUGCCGUCCACAUGGAUGUGAUCUUCAUCGUGGGCGAAGGAGACUCGCUGGUUUGCUACAACCCUUUGCUGGAGAGCUUUACCCGCUUGCGUUUCCCUGAAGCGUGGAGCUGUGUUCCUUCUCUGUGGAAAGUAGCCAGCUGCAACGGCUGCAUCUACGUUUUCAGGGACAAAUGUAAGAAAGGUGACGCAAACACGUUAAAGUUCAACCCAGCCACAUCUGUCGUCUCUGUUAUCAGAGGUAUCAAGAUCCUCCUCACGAACUGGCAAUUUGUUUUGGCCUAACAGCUCUUCGUGUAAAUACUUCCACUGUAGAACCUACAGUACCACGACAUGUCGCUCUCUACUGUACACUACAGACACAAAAGUAUUGAGACGCAUCUUAAUCAGUUCAUCAAUGAGGCUCGGUUCCCCUUGAGUUUUAACUUAUCACAUUCUGGACAAUAAGCUUCCAGCUUUGUGGGAACAGUUUUAGGAAGGCCCUUUUCUCUUCCAGUAUGACUGUGCAUCUGUGCACAAAGCACGGCAAGCGUGGAUGAGUUUGGUGUGGAAGAAUGUUGCCAUCAAACACCUUUUGGAAUGAAGUACGUACGUCGGUGAUCGUGAGCUGUUCCUUCAUUGUCAUUUAAAUUCUACACUGCCUUUUCCCAACAAAAGCACCUUUUUGCAGCAGGUUUAGAACCACACUCUUUUAUGCAUUUCUGAGGUAAGGACAUCUCCCGUCUAAGGAAGAAACCUUAAACCAACCUAAAACUCAUCUUCCUCAACCAGCUGGCUUGAACAAAAGAGGGUAGACAGAGGCCGAGGGAUGAUAACACAUAAGGUACGACCAAUGUUGUUUAUAGUAGUAUACUUGUAAGCAAUAAUCCUGGACUAAUGCUACGACUGCAACUCCCGCUACUAUUCCUACUACUACUAAUAAUCAUUGACUCCAAUCCGUUUCAGGAUGAUGGUCAGUUUUUCCUGCAGGAUCGAUCGUGGAAAAAAAAAGAAAAAUAAAUCAUCAGUUCCAGCGUCAAACUGUAGCCGCCAUAAAACUUUUAUUAAUUGCACAGCGAAUAUUUUAAAGUAACAUUUUAACAUUCUUAACCAUCAUGCAAGUGUUAAAAUAAGUUAGCCACUGUUCCUCUUAAGGGGUAAAAAGACUAAAACACUUAGUCUUAACUGUUUAACGGCAACUGACGAAGCUCCUUUAUAAUAUUCUUAGUUGUCCUGCACGUGUAAAAAUAAGUUACACACUAUAAAAUGUAAAAACUCAACUUUGACAAGUCACAACGCGUAAUGGUUGGGACAUCACUGGAGUCUUCCUACUUUGAGGUCAGUGACUCUAUGUCUUCUCUUAACACGCCUUCUUGAGGCUGACCCUUCUUUUGGAAUGACUUUCAGAAUAAAGGUUCAAAAAGCAAAAAAUUAAUGAAGAUGCUGACUGAACCAAGGUCCUGUGAGGUACGUUACUGACUCAUGAGUGCUUGAAAAGCAAAGUUUUGUACGUUACACCAGCUAAAUAGCCUUAUUUAAUUGUGCGUGUCAUUUCUGUCUCUACCUUUUCACGUAUUUACAGUCCUCUGUGCUCUGUAUUGCGCACCCCAUGGCGCAAAACACAUGAAUUGUACUCAACAGAAAUAUGAAUACAACACUCUUAAAGUGCACGUUGUGGAGUGGCCUUUUAUUGUGGCCAACCUAAGGCACACCUGUGAAAUAAUCAUGCUGUCUAAUCAGCAUCUUGAUAGGCCGCACCUGUGAGGUGGAUGAAUUAUGAGCGCUCACUAACAGAUUCGUGAAGAAUAUGUGCGAAAUUAGCCUUUUGUGUACAUAGAAAAUUUUUACAUUUUUGAGUUCAGAUCAUGAAAAAAUGGGAGCAAAAAAACAACAAAAAAGUGUAUUUUUGCUGUGCUUAUAUGACACAUCUUUAUUCAAGCAAGCGUGCUGUGGGUUAUAACUAUGUGUACUAUUUUAGAGUCUUUGUAUUGAUUUCUCAAGGACAGACACUGCAAACUUUUGUAGAAAGUCUUCUUGGAAGAGCAGAAGCAGCUAUAGCUGCAAAGGGAGCGGGGCCAACUGCAUAAUUCUUCCAUUUUUCCUACCUGUAGGUGUAAUGGCCAGGUGUCCCAGUAGUUGUUCCACAUACAGUAUUAGUAUUUACUACCAUAAUCAGUGUAAAAGCAGACUGUUUGCAUUGUCGCGUGUCUUAUUAUUGGUUGUGUUAGCUGAGAAGUCAUCUGUGGCGAAGACAUAACCCAGGGGUGUCCAUAGCGGGCCCGGGGGCCAUUGUGACCACAGCUGUUUUUUCAUUACCCCCCAACCCUCAGCUAAACAGGAAAACUGGAAAAAACAACAGCAAAAAUUGAAAAAAGCAGUAAUUUUACAAGAAUAACGGCGACAUAUUAAGAGAAUAAAGUCAUAACAGUAAAAAUAGCGUAAAGUAUAAACAGUAGUAUAGCAUAAAAUAUGAGAAACCCCCCAAAAAACAAAGAAAAAGUUGCAAUUUUUCAAAAAAUUAAGUUGGGAAAAGUAGGUUAUUGAAGUAAAAAGUGAAAAUAGUGUCAAUAAAGUCCUAAUAUUAUGAGAGAGAAAUUGCAGAUGCAGAGAUGCAGGCUGUUUUAUUUAAAUAUAAAAAAACAUCUGCAUAUCUACAUGGGUUGGUUUAAAAAAAAAAAAAAAGAAGUAAAAAUGGCCCCCCCAUCCUUUGAUUUUUCUAUGUGUGGCCCUCAGUGGAAAAAGUUUGGACACCCUUGCCGUAACCAUUGACGAACACGCCGGCAUUAUUCCCACAUGCAUGAAUAAUAAGUAUAAACAUUUACCUUAAGAGUAUAUGUGUUCCAUAGGAUCAGUAUCCUCAGGUGUUCAGUGUUGAUGUGCACAUAUACAAUAUGAUGCUGUUUUCUAACUUCUCUUGUCUUAAAUCUGUAUUUUUGGAUGUAAAGUGUACUUGUUUCUUGUCAAAUAUAUUCU
Messenger RNA from Dunckerocampus dactyliophorus (ringed pipefish), 4316 nucleotides. RefSeq names its product kelch repeat and BTB (POZ) domain containing 4 (gene kbtbd4). The record is from RefSeq and is a predicted model, not a curated record. The coding region runs from base 87 to 1649 and encodes 520 amino acids. Lineage: Eukaryota; Metazoa; Chordata; Actinopteri; Syngnathiformes; Syngnathidae. Gene Ontology annotation, molecular function: protein binding. The transcript is spliced from 5 exons.